Paracoccidioides lutzii Pb01 is the source of this 498-nucleotide messenger RNA. RefSeq lists its product as hypothetical. The record is from RefSeq and is a predicted model, not a curated record. The transcript has 2 exons. Bases 1 to 498 code for a protein of 165 amino acids.
AUGGCUUUUCUUGCCGCUUUCCGCCUUCCUAUCAGGGUGCUGGUGACAUCACGACUCGACCAAAAUCGACGGAGGAGCGGAUUGGUCAUGGGUCCUUCCCGCUCUCGGUGCCCGGGGAUACGUACUGAAGACAUGUCCGGCAUCCUCCAGGAGAUUGGCCGCCAAAAUGGCGUUCUCCAUGAUGAAGUCAUUGGUUGCCCUCCUGCUCCUCACCAGCUCGGCUAUGGGACGUCCCAUUUUGUUCCUCUGUUUCUUCAGGUGUUCCGUGACAAAACCCUAUACGCCAACCGCCUUGCCAACGUCAACCGCCGAUCCAUACAUCUACACCACCACUCAACCCCCACCAACAUCUUCAUCCAUGCCGACUUCAAUCUGGACACCAACCCCAACGCACCCAAUGCCAACCUCUACAUCAGAACCGCACCCAAUGCCAACCUCUACAUCAGAACCACACCCAAUGCCAACCUCUACAUCAGAACCGCACCCAAUGCCAACUGA